CUUCGAAACUUCAAGCAAACCUGUGUAGGUUUUUGUGCUAUUUCCAUAUACUACGCCUUGUAGUUUUGUCUUUAAACAUGAAGUCUACAUGUGCAGGCUGUAUACUUCCAUCAACGGUGAUUCUUUUGAUAGUUUUUCCAUUAAUUUAUGGAACCCCGUCGAGAUACAGUUUAUUCCAAGGCUCCCCGUACUCCAGCUCGAUUGCACAGCAAAGGAACAAAAAUUGGUGUGCCUUCGUCGUGCACAAGAACGUGACUUGUGUUGUGCUGGGGGGGACGGAGAGCGUCGUGGAACCCGAGAUCGCGCCUUGCCCAAUGCAUCAGCCUGACUGCGCGCAGCGUGUAAUAUACCGUACUCAUAUGAGACCCAUGUACAAGGUGGGCCACAAGCAGGUGACUGAACUGGAGUGGAGAUGUUGCCCAGGUUUCCAUGGUCAUGACUGCAUGGAGCUUAAGGAUCCUGGAUUGGUUCCUCAUGUUCUCCAAGAACCACGCCCAGAUCCACCACCCAUUCAUGGGCAGCAACCGAAUUUCCUUGGACCAGAAGUGUUCUCUGGUUCACAUCCUUGGACACAGCCUGGCCAAAAUGGACAAACCCGGCAGACUGAGGGUGGCUAUUCUGGGAAAGCUGGAGGCCACAAUGAUGGUUCUAGAGUCACAGAGCUAGAGGAGGAAGUGCAGCGACUCUCCCAAGCGGUCCUUGACUUGCAGGCUGCUAACAAUAAUCUGCGGCUUGACCUGGAAGAGGACACGAGCAAGAUUAUUCUAAACUUCCUGGGUAAUCUACGACAGCCGCAGGGCGCCCUGGCUGGAGGAACUGAAAGUAUCCUGCUGCCCUUGGACCUUCCAAUUACUUCAGUGACAGAUGAGAUCCAGGAGCAGGUCCAGGAGCUUUCCAACACCAUCAGCACCAACACCAACACAAUCCAUCACCUUGAGACAAAGCUGCAGCACCUUGAAGGCCAGGUGAAUCGGCUAAACGAAGUAUCUGCAGUUUCUCAUCCAUCCCCUCCCUCGGCUCCUGACUGCCCUUGCCAAGCUUACAUUGAUGAACAAUUUCAAGCCAUCCGCACCGAGAUGCUGGAAGGAAUGGACAUUAAGAUGGCUGAUUUGAAGAAUGCUUGUGACUACAAAAUGCUCUCGGUUAAAGAGCAGUGUGAAGAGCAGGAGGCCUCCUACUUCAGUCUCACUGAGCUCCUGGAGUCCAAAGAAGCUCGUCUCCACCAGGAGAUCGGAGACUUGCAGCGCCUUAUCUCAGCAGGCAUUCCGAAUGGGUCAGAUGUCCUGGACCUUCAACUGGACAUCCAGAACAUGAAGAAUGCACAUCAGAGCCUGGCUAGUGAAUUGAAUGAGACGAUCACUCAGCAGGAGGCCCAAGAGGAGGAGUUCGAGGCGAAGUUUAGCCUGGUGGAGAGGAGGGUGGCGGUGCAGUUCCUCCAACUAGAAGAAAUGCUGAGGAAGGAAUUGGAAGAAGGCAAAGAAUCACAAAACAAAGCACUGGAGAGUCAGAUUAGUGCAACUCUGCAAAGUGUAGAAGGCCCACAAUCACAAACAACAGAUCACACAAACAGCCAAUACAUGGCAGAGAUUGAGAAACACACUGGAAGCCUGAAGAGUGAGGUGGGCUCUCUCGCGAAACAGGUUAAAAAUAUGGAGAACUCAGUCAGAGGGCUUAAUCAGAUGGUCAACUGUCAAAAUCACACUGAUGAGCUCUCUAACAGAUUAGACAAAUUGGAGGAGGAUUGUGGGAGGAGCCAAGAAGUGGUCAUCAGGCUGGAAGGCGUGUUGUCUGGGGUUGACGGACGGUUGACCAGAAUCGAAAGCCUGUGUGGGAGGCUGGAGCCAAUGUCGGACAGCCUUCUGCGGAUUAAAGAUGGACUCAACAAACAUGUUCAUGGACUUUGGAACUGCAUCCGGCAGCUCAACAGCACUGUCCUCGCGCACUCCACAGACAUCAAUGCUUUGAGAACAAAUACACACACCACAGUGUGCAAGCAGAACAGAACCACCAGUACACCUCAGUACACAGGUGUUCAUGGUGGUAUGGAAGAGUCCAGUGUUCCCAUGGAGACAAGCUCUGCCCUUCCACCUUCUCCUGUCUUGGAGUCUGGGGAGGCGGGACCACCCGGAACCAAGAUCUCCUCCCGCCCUCCUCAGGGAGCCAAUGGCAGCAUGACACCUGUUAAAGGAUAUGCUGCCGCACCAGGCUAUCCGCCUUCAUCUCCAGUCUCCAUCAUCCCUCACAUUCUCUCAGGUGGUACGAGUACGAGUGCUCCCGUGUCAUUUUCAUCUGGUCUGACUCUCUUAUCAUCUUACUCUGGAGAGGUUGGCAUCAUCCGCUUCAACAAAGUGCUGCUUAAUGAUGGCAGACACUACGACCCAAAUACAGGUGUAUUUACUGCGCCCAUGGAUGGGCGGUACCUGCUAAGCGUUGUGAUAACAGCUCCAGAAGGAGACCGAGCACAAGCGGUUCUUUCAGUAGCCAAUCGCAGCAUCCAGAGGCUUGACACAUCAGGAUCAGGGGCCGUGGCCUCCACAGGUUGCCUCUGCGGUGGUUCCGCCUCCGCCAGCCUUGUGCUUGACCUUAGACAGGGCCAGAAGGCAGGUGUUGUACUGAUGUCUGGAACGCUGGCAGUGUCUGUCUCCACUGAAGUCCUUUCCACAUUUAGUGGUGUACUGCUUUACCCCUUACAAGCCAAUAGAUAACCCAUCGUCAGCAGGCUAGACCAAGCAGGUUCAACCGUGGAAUGUCAUAUGGAUUCGUGGUGUCACGCCAUCCUGGGACGUCGGGCAGAAAUGGAACCACUCAAAGAAAAAAGGAUCAUGUUUUGAAGAGGCAAAAUGCCUGUUUCUGCUAUAAAAGUCAUUUAAAACAUAAUUCCUUAAUUUUAAAGCCCUAUAAGAUAUAUGACGUAUGGUGAAAAGGGAUGAUGUCCAAAUUCUGAACCAGGAAAGAAAUUCUAUAUGAUGUUUCAAGAAACAUAUUCCUAUGAAGAGUAUACCAAGAGACAUUAUUAUAAUUACAAUUAUGGGGUAAUGUGGUCACAAAGUAACAAAGUCCAAAAUUUUAAACAAUUGUCUGAUGUUUUGUAGGGCUGUAAUUUAGUCAUUUGUGAGAACAGAAGUAUUAACAUUUCCUCAGUUUGUUUCCGGAGAGCUAAAUGUCUUCCCUCAAAUGUUCGUUCUUAACAGCAGCACUAAUAGUAAAGGGUCAGUUCUUGUCUGUCUCAACUACAAAUUCUUUAAACUAUUUAAUGAAGGAUCGAGGCUUCCAUUAUAUCAUUGUUUUGGAGAUGCCAGUUUUUCAUAGUGACAGUAUCAUAAUUUUAUUUAUGUAUGAUGCAUACACCAUUAUGCAGGGAGGUGUGAUAGUUUCUUGUUUUUUAUUGAAACAAUAAAAUGUAAACAGCCGCCUUAUUAAAAAUUUCAUAUAUAUAUAAAAAAACACAAAUGUGUGGGUGUAGUUGCUCAUCUGUGUGGAAGCUAUUUGUUUAACAAAACAUAUUACUAGAUAUUUUUAAGUACUGAAACUAAGUCCUGAAAUGAUUGUACAAAGCCUUAUUACAGAAAAGAAUCUACUGUAACAGAGGACUCUCUGUUCUAAGUGCACUCAUUUUAUGAGUAGCACACAGUGAUCUAUGGUACCAUUAUUAUGAAGAAUAUGGGCCUAUAUCAGAAACAUGAACUUUUAAUAAUGUCUUAUUUAGUAAGUUGACAGUGUGAUUGGCAAUGUUCAAAUGAUGUAAUGAAUGAAUGCCAUUUUGUACUGCCAAACAGAAAUAAUAAAUAUGUUUUUUUUGUUUUUUG
Molecule: messenger RNA, 3806 nt
Organism: Electrophorus electricus (electric eel)
Lineage: Eukaryota; Metazoa; Chordata; Actinopteri; Gymnotiformes; Gymnotidae
Gene: emilin2b
Product: elastin microfibril interfacer 2b
Molecular function (GO): protein binding
Source: RefSeq, a predicted model, not a curated record